This is a messenger RNA of Aegilops tauschii subsp. strangulata, 1873 nucleotides long. RefSeq names its product UPF0481 protein At3g47200. The record is from RefSeq and is a predicted model, not a curated record. Lineage: Eukaryota; Viridiplantae; Streptophyta; Magnoliopsida; Poales; Poaceae.
UGUACGAAAGGUUUCCACAGACCAGUGGUCUACUCUACUGUAUGCAAAGAGACGAAUAUAUAUCUAGCUAGCUUCCUUUGGGUAGCUUUAAUACUAGACACCAUUAUCACAUAUUCCGGCUGUUCCAUGAAGUGUCCUUUCAAAUCUUUGGUCAUCGUCACGCCGCCGCCGAUCGGCUACGUACGUAUACGAAAGCCUCCCUCCCCGGCUUCCUCAGCCCUCUAUAUAGCUAGAGCUUAACCUUCAAGCUGAUUAACAAGGUGAGGUAAAGAAGUCUCUAAUACGUACACAGUGUAAUGGAGAAGCAGUACGACAAGGGAAAGCUGAUAGAUGGGGCUCCGUCGAUCGGCUCCAGCAGCUGGGUGGUGGAGAUGGAGGCGACGAUCCGCGACAUCGACCCGGAGGUGGAGAUGGCGCGGUGGAAGCGGCACUCCAUCUACCAGGUGCCGGAGCGGAUCAAGAACCUGCACAACAGCAAGGCGUAUCGGCCGGAGCUGGUGUCGCUGGGGCCCUUCCACCACGGCGAGCCCGACCUGCUCCCCAUGGAGGAGCACAAGCGCCGGGCCGUGGUGCACCUGGUCAAGCGCUCCGGGAGGCCGCUGCGGGACUUCGUGGCCGCCGUGGCGGAGGCCACGCAGCAGCUGCAGGAGGCGUACAAGGACCUCGCCGGCCGGUGGCGCGGGGCAGAGAACCGGCAGCGGUUCGUGGAGCUCAUGGUCACCGACGGCUGCUUUCUGGUGGAGGCCAUGAGGAUGGACGCGCUGGGCGGUAAGGUGGACGAUGACUAUGCGCCCAACGACCCCGUCUUUAGCCAGUAUGGCUAUCUUUACAUGUGGCGGUAUAUCCAGUCCGACAUGGUCAUCAUGGAGAACCAGCUGCCUCUGCUUCUUCUCCACAGGCUACUAGUCGUUUUGGAUCAUGACAAAUAUCAGGACGCUCGAGAGAUCAGUAAGUUGGUGCUUGAUUCCCUGUGUCCAUGGCGUCGACACAUGGUUGAAACUAAUAACCCCUUGGGGCUCCACCCCCUUGACAUCUUACACCAAAGCCUCACCCAUGACGAUCACCAAGACCGCAAAGGUUCGAAGGCGUAUGUCAUGCCCUCCGCAAUUGAGAUCUACGAAGCAGGAAUUAAUUUCAAGGUGAGCGAGACUGACAGUCUCCUUGACGUGCACUUUGAACAAGGCGUGCUAAGCAUGCCGGCGGUUAGGGUCGACGAAUGCACCGAGAAGAGGUUUCUCAAUCUGAUGGCAUUCGAACGUCUCCACCCCGCUGCUGGCAAUGCCGUGACGGCCUACGUGAUCUUCAUGGACAACAUGAUUAGCUCAGCCAAGGAUGUAGCCCUGCUCAGAUGUAAGAAUAUUAUCGAGAGUGGGUUGGGCAGCGAUGAAGAGGUAGCUAAACUCCUCAACAACACGCUAAACAAGGGAGGAGUGAUGAGCCCAUCUAGCAGGCUCCAUGAUGUGCAGCGGCAGGUGAAUGCCCACUGCAUGAAGAGCUGGAAUAGGUGGCGGGCUAACUUCAUACAAACCUACUUGAGAAAUCCUUGGGUGUUCAUUUCCCUCAUCGCCACUGUUAUUCUAUUAGUUGCCACACUCUUGCAGACCGUAUAUACGGUUGCACCUUUCUAUAAGUACAUGUCAACCUAGUAGCAAUUUGGUACUCCGUCGGUUCCAAAACAGUCAUCAUAUUAGGUUUUGUUAGGAAAAACAUUUGACCGGCAAUUACUCUAUUAAUAUGUACUUCAUGUGACAUAAAAUUGAUGUCAUUAGAUUUGUUUAAAAAGUGCCUUUUGUUGUUUAUGAUUUUGUAUCACAAAAGUUGUUUAAUUGUUGGUGAAAUUCUUUCCUAACAAAACUUAACACAACUGGUAUUU